Molecule: messenger RNA, 872 nt
Organism: Lotus japonicus
Lineage: Eukaryota; Viridiplantae; Streptophyta; Magnoliopsida; Fabales; Fabaceae
Exons: 4
Coding region: 195-662 (155 amino acids)
Cellular component (GO): mitochondrion
Molecular function (GO): structural constituent of ribosome
Source: RefSeq, a predicted model, not a curated record
CAUCCCUUCAACCCAAAACAAAAAAAAAACUUGGCCCAUCCCCCUCUUCUCACUCACCUCCUCCCUCCUCUCUCUCACGAUGCCAUUGAGCAGCCCCGCACCCGCACCGCCGUUACAACCGCAGCCUCCUUCCUCGCCGCCGUCACUCGUUGAUUUCGCAGUCGCAGAGAUAGAGAGGAUUCUAACCGAAAACAAUGGCAAGGGCUUUGGGUAGCACAGUUGAUGGACUUCGAAACUCUUCCUUACUCAGAUUUUCACUUAGCUUUAUCAGAACUCUUUCUACAUCUUCUCCAUCAUCUACUGCUGCUGCUGCUGCUGCUGAUACUAACAAACCUAAGAAAUCAAAGCGAAAAAAGAAGAACUUGUUUGAGGUGGCUCAAUUCUUACCUACCUGGGGAAUAGGCUAUCACAUGGCCAAGACUCAUUGGAAAGAAAUUACUUAUGAAAUCACAAAAAUAAAUCUCUACAAGGAUGGGAAACAUGGCAAGGCAUGGGGCAUUGCUCAUAAAAAUGGCUUGCCAAUUGCAGAUCCAAAGAAGAUCAGUGGAGUUCACAAGCGUUGUUGGAAGUACCUCCCAGGUGUUGCAAAAGCAUCAGAAAGCUCACCAAACUUAACAAGUCCUACAGACAGUGGCGAAAAAGUUGAAGUCCAAGCAAGUUGAUGCUUUCUAGUGACUUUAGGUUCUAGGUUCAACUUGAUUUUCAUUUGGCAUAGUUGUUUUUGACUGUGGUAGAAUUUUAGUCAACCAUAAAAUAUACCUUCACAACCAUGUAAGGUUCUCGUGCUUCUUUCUUUUAGAUUUUUGAUUGAAAUGUGGUUUGAGAGAUUUAAAUUUUAGUAAAUCUUUAUAUUCAACGAGUUGUUUGUGUUA